AUGCUUCUAUUUUGUCCUGAAUGUGGAACGUUACUUAAAGUUACUGAGCAUAAAUCUAUUGGUUGUAAUAUUUUAAAAUGUAUAAAUUGUAGUUAUUGGCAAAAUAUUCCAGGGAAGAUAUCUAGUAAAUAUUAUCCACAAUUAAAAGAUAUGGAUGAAGUUCUUGGAGGGCCAAGUUCAUGGGAGAAUGCACAGAUAACAGAUGAGAAAUGUCCAAAAUGUGGGGGACUUAGGGCAUAUUUUAUGCAACUUCAAACACGAAGUGCUGAUGAACCUAUGACAAUUUUUUAUAGAUGUGCAGCUAAUGAAUGUUGUCAUAGAUGGAAAGAAUAA
This is a messenger RNA of Strongyloides ratti, 333 nucleotides long. RefSeq names its product DNA-directed RNA polymerase III subunit RPC10. Gene Ontology annotation, molecular function: DNA-directed RNA polymerase activity; zinc ion binding; nucleic acid binding. Lineage: Eukaryota; Metazoa; Nematoda; Chromadorea; Rhabditida; Strongyloididae. Gene Ontology annotation, biological process: DNA-templated transcription; termination of RNA polymerase III transcription. The transcript is spliced from 2 exons. The record is from RefSeq and is a predicted model, not a curated record. Gene Ontology annotation, cellular component: RNA polymerase III complex. Bases 1 to 333 code for a protein of 110 amino acids.